AUGCCUGUGAUAUCUACGCUUUUUGUUUUUUUGGUGCCUAGCACCACAACCUCAACUGAUCAUGCUGUGUCACCUUGCAACUUGAAUCGAGACGAGCAAAUCAUCUCUGUCACCGAAAGAGGAUCGGUCGUGAUUGAGGUUGAAUCCGAAGAGAAAUGGAGAGGGAAAGGAGAGGACGGUGAGGGUGCAUAG
This is a messenger RNA of Dovyalis caffra, 192 nucleotides long. Lineage: Eukaryota; Viridiplantae; Streptophyta; Magnoliopsida; Malpighiales; Salicaceae. The record is from the annotation of a GenBank genome assembly.